AUGAGAAAAGGUUUUGCAUCGAGUUCACCAAAACCACUUCUCCGAUCACACUGUCAAGAAUCUGUUAAACCCAAGUGUUUGUCGAAUGAGAACUUUGUAAGCUGGGAGGAUGAUGAGAUGGUUGCGGAGGAUGAUGACAGGGAAGUGUUGCAGGAGAUUAUCAACAAUACCAAGCUAAGUGAAGGUUAUCUUAAUCUUGCUCGUGAUAUUGAGGUCAUGGAGGCCAAAACUCCAGAGGAUAUCUACAAGGCACACUUACUUGAUGGCCGUGCAAGUGCUGGUGCUAGUGUUGAUUCAGCAAGACAGAACUUGGCUGCAACAUUUGUUAACGCUUUUGUAAAUGCUGGAUUUGGUCAGGAUAAGUUGAUGACAGUCCCAUCAGAUGCUUCAAGUGGAGGCUCUUCAGGAAACUGGCUUUUCAAGAAUAAAGAGCAUGGGAAGACCAGUGCUGCAGCAAGUCUGGGUAUGAUUUUAUUGUGGGACGUUGACUCUGGACUCGCCCAAAUUGACAAAUACUUCCACAGCAACGAUACCCAUGUUAUUGCUGGUGCAUUAUUAGGGGUUGGGAUUGUUAAUUGCGGUAUCAAGAAUGAUUGUGAUCCUGCGCUGGCACUUCUUGGCGAGUACAUUGAUAGAGAGGAUCCAUCUAUCCGGAUUGGUGCUAUAAUGGGCCUUGGGAUUGCAUAUGCUGGUUCUCAGAAUGAGCAGAUACGUAGUAAGCUGACUCCUAUACUUAAUGAUGCAAAAGCCCCCCUUGACGUGGUUGCAUUUACUGCAAUCUCGUUGGGGUUGGUAUACGUUGGUUCCUGCAAUGAAGAUGUUGCUCAGGCAAUCAUAUUUGCACUAAUGGAUCGAAGUGACUCUGAGUUGGGGGAGCCCCUUGCUCGGUUGAUUCCCCUCAGCCUUGGACUUCUGUUCCUUGGGAAGCAGGAAAGUGUGGAGGCCACUGCCGAAGUUUCAAAGACAUUUAAUGAAAAAAUAAGAAAGCAUUGUGAUAUGACUUUGCUUUCUUGUGCUUAUGCAGGAACAGGCAAUGUUCUUAAGGUCCAAAACCUUCUCGGUCAUUGUUCACAACAUCUUGAGAAGAAUGAAACUCACCAGGGACCCGCAGUUCUUGGAAUUGCUAUGAUAUCAAUGGCUGAUAGCCUGUGCCUGGAUCGCAAACCCGUCUCUAGCCGUAACAUUUACAUCCCCGGUAAGCAAUGGCCUCUUGCCAGUUCUCUCCCUCAAGACGUUGUUAUCAAAUUCUUCGCUCGUCCAAUUGUCGCUGUCUCCCUUCGGGAAGUCCCCGUCGAGAACAACAAUUUCGACUUUGAUUGGAUUCGGAUGAUUGAUUGGCACCAUUUGAUUAGCUCCACUACUUUUAUCCACGACCAAGAUUUGAAUUGGGUUGUUGUCUUCAUCGGAUAUCUUGCUUGCAGUGAAGAUUGGGAGUGA
Messenger RNA from Pyrus x bretschneideri (Chinese white pear), 1437 nucleotides. RefSeq names its product 26S proteasome non-ATPase regulatory subunit 2 homolog A-like. Lineage: Eukaryota; Viridiplantae; Streptophyta; Magnoliopsida; Rosales; Rosaceae. Bases 1 to 1437 code for a protein of 478 amino acids. Gene Ontology annotation, cellular component: nucleus; proteasome storage granule; proteasome regulatory particle, base subcomplex. The transcript is spliced from 2 exons. The record is from RefSeq and is a predicted model, not a curated record. Gene Ontology annotation, biological process: proteasome-mediated ubiquitin-dependent protein catabolic process.